Molecule: messenger RNA, 1078 nt
Organism: Tachysurus fulvidraco (yellow catfish)
Lineage: Eukaryota; Metazoa; Chordata; Actinopteri; Siluriformes; Bagridae
Product: olfactory receptor 4E1-like
Exons: 1
Coding region: 122-1078 (318 amino acids)
Biological process (GO): G protein-coupled receptor signaling pathway
Cellular component (GO): membrane
Molecular function (GO): olfactory receptor activity; G protein-coupled receptor activity
Source: RefSeq, a predicted model, not a curated record
UGAUGCUGUGACACUACUGUAUUAGGUCUCAUCAUACUUAGUCUUAUCAGUUUACUAUAUGUGUCCAUGUGAUAUAUCUUAACUUGUAUCUUUGUUAAAUUUUCCAGGUCUUGAAGUUACAAUGGGGAUAUACACAGAUAAUAAUUCAAAUCUAACACGUUUUGUGACUAUUCUGACCAUGGAGUCAUUGGACAUACCACAAUCCAGUGCUUUUUCUAUAUUCAUUUUUGGCAUCAUCACAUACUGUUUAAUUUUGUUCAUCCAGUUCAUUCUUCUUGCAACUAUUGUUCUAAAAAGGGAACUGCAUAAACCUAUGUACAUGCUGCUGUUUAAUCUGUCUAUAUGUGACCUUAUGGGAGCUACAGGUUUUUACCCUCAACUGUUUGGUAGUAUACUGUCUCUGAGCAGAGAAAUCUCCUACCCUGCCUGUGCCUUGCAAGGCAUUCUAAUUCACCUCUAUUUGUGUGGAUCACUUUUAUUUCUCACUGUUAUGUCUUAUGAUAGAUACAUUGCCAUUUGCAAGCCUUUGAGGUAUCAUAAUCUAAUGACACAAGGUACCUUGAUGAAGCUUAUUUUUAUGGUCUGGUCUGCAGAUUUUGCUAUAAUUGGGUCGGUAUUCGGGCAAACAUUAAGCAAAGAAAUCUGCAGGACAAAUAUAGUUGACACAUAUUGCAAUAAUCCUUCAUUAAUGAAGUUAAUCUGUGAGGAUACAAGAGUAAUUAACUAUUAUGGCUUGUUUACUAUAGCUCUUGUACAAGGCCCUUCAAUACUGAUGGUAUCGUUUACAUAUGUCAAAAUCCUAAUUACCUGUCGUUCUACAAAACAGGCAAAAUCUAUAAGUAAGGCAAUGCAAACCUGUGGGACACAUUUAGUUGUUUUUCUGAGUUUUGAGCUCAACACAUUUAUGCUACUGGUUUCUCACAGGUUAGAAUCAGUAUCUCCACACUUACGAAGGGCAUUUGGUGUUUCAGUUAUUAUCUUCCCUCCAAUUCUUAAUCCUCUAAUUUAUGGAUUGAAUACAAGGGAAAUUCGACAAACAAUUUUUAAAUUCUUACAAAGACAGGUUUCUUUUACAUAA